Messenger RNA from Panicum hallii, 727 nucleotides. RefSeq lists its product as uncharacterized. Gene Ontology annotation, biological process: intra-Golgi vesicle-mediated transport; retrograde vesicle-mediated transport, Golgi to endoplasmic reticulum; intracellular protein transport. Bases 105 to 548 code for a protein of 147 amino acids. The record is from RefSeq and is a predicted model, not a curated record. NCBI's taxonomy places the organism in Eukaryota, Viridiplantae, Streptophyta, Magnoliopsida, Poales, Poaceae. The transcript is spliced from 5 exons. Gene Ontology annotation, cellular component: COPI vesicle coat.
CGGCUCCUUCCUUCCUUAGGCUCCCUCCCCUGCUGCUGCUCCUCCCCGCACCAAACACCAGGAGAGACGAGACGAGACCCGACCACCGUCGCCAAGGAGGCGAUAUGAUUCUGGCCGUGCUCUUCGCCAACUCCGACGGCAACAUCCUCAUCGAGCGGUUCCAUGGGGUUCCCGCGGAGGAGAGGCUCCACUGGCGCUCCUUCCUGGUGAAGCUUGGAUCCGAGAACCUCAAAGGCUCCAAGAACGAGGAGCUCCACGUUGCAUCCCACAAGUCGGUCUCUAUUGUUUAUACCACAAUUGGGGAUGUCUGCCUGUACAUUGUUGGCAAGGAUGAAUAUGAUGAGCUUGCUUUGGCCGAGGUGAUAUUUGCAAUCACAUCAGCGGUGAAGGAUGUCUGUGGAAAACCUCCUACCGAGCGCCUCUUCCUUGACAAAUACGGGAGGAUCUGCUUGUGCCUUGAUGAGAUUGUUUGGAAGGGUCUGCUUGAAAACACGGAGAAAGACAGAGUGCGGAGGUUGAUUAGACUAAAGCCCCCUGUUGAGCCAUGAUUUCCAUGUGUAUUUUAUGCUGUGUAUUGCUGUAAUUCAAAUCCAAUCCCAUUUACAUUUAUAGGCGAAAGUUCAGAGUUUGCCUCUGCCCUUUGUAUCUGCAAGACCAUCACUCGCUCAUCUGAGGCCUGUGUGUGACAUUUACACAAGAUAGCCUAUGAUCCUUGAAUUUGUUGUGU